Suillus fuscotomentosus is the source of this 936-nucleotide messenger RNA. RefSeq lists its product as uncharacterized. The coding region runs from base 1 to 936 and encodes 311 amino acids. The transcript is spliced from 6 exons. NCBI's taxonomy places the organism in Eukaryota, Fungi, Basidiomycota, Agaricomycetes, Boletales, Suillaceae. The record is from RefSeq and is a predicted model, not a curated record.
AUGAUUACCCUUUGGAAAUACUUCGGCUCCAAAAUCUUGACAAGAACAACUUCGUACGAACAGUGGCAGCAAGAACCUUUGGCCAUGAACAGGAACAACAUUCUGGCCCUUACCGACGCCGAUGUGAACGGCAUCGACGAUUCAAAUCUGUACGAAAGCCGCCUAAAGCUUAAACCUCAAUUGACUCGACCUGCGGCAACUCGGGUUGUUAUUACCCAUCUCUUUGCUCAGUGCAUACGCCGCACCAAACUCUACUCGUUCGUCACUUUCGCUGCCCUCGUCCUUCUCCGGCGCCUUUUGGUGCUCACGCUCUCGUAUAAUCCUUCUCCGCCAAAGUCCCUUGGACGUGUUGCACUCCAACAUUUUCGUAAUGGCCGGGUGCAAGCAGGAGGUGGCGAGAGGUCACACUCAGGCGCGAAUCAGCGUGAGCUUUUUUCAGGGGUAGAGGCAGCGCCAGGCUUCAUAAGGUUGUACUUGCAAUUAAGCCUAGUGCGAGAGGGCGGAGGGAGACUGCAGGCGAAAGGAUCGAGGGUACCUGACGUUCGGCUGCGUAGGAGGUACUCCUUGAUAGUCAAGCUUGGACUACACCAGCGCCUCCGAGCCGUCGGUCAGCGUUUUGACAAGUCAAACGCGGACUUGAAAGCAAGACCGCUGGCGCUUACCGUAGAGAGGGCCACGUACUUCAUUUAUCCAUAUUUAUUGUCCUUUAAAGAUCGCAUAGUCAAAACGCCCUUUUCGCGAGAGGCUUACUCUUCACUAUCUGGCCAAGCACUUGUCAGUCCAUGCCAAGCCCACGUCACUAGUAAUACAAGUGCCCACCUCAGCCUAAUCGAUCUCAUCGGAUCAGCCUCUCGAGAAGACCUGUCCAUCACGACUAUGGCCCAUGCGGUUUUCUAUAGCUUCUACGCCGACUGCAAUCUCGUAGAUGGACUUUGA